AUGAGAGAGGUUGCGCUUUUGGCUUUAAUGAGAGGAGUUUCCAAUACAUCUAGAGUUCUCGGUCUAGAAGAAAAGCAAGUUCAAGAAUGAAUAAGACAAAUCGGAAACGAUGACCCUUUUUUUGAUGCUCUUCGUGGCUUGCUCUAUGAAAGUAUCAAACAAUCUGGGAUUGAAGGAACAUCCAAAACUUUCAAAGUUGCAGUCCCCACCUUAGAGAAGCUCCAGCUUUAUUUCGAAAAUAAUUCAGGAUGUCCUCCACUUAUUACUCCUGACUAUGCUAAAGCCUAUCCUGUAGACAAUAAAAAUGCGCAUGAAACUGCAUCAAAUUAUUACUCAACUCCCUAUCGACCAAGAUCAGAAGAUUUAAAAGCUAAAAAAAACGAAGAUGACAUGGAUAUAGAAAAAGAAACAAUCACCACCUUACCCCCUGCUAUAAAACCUGUAAAAGUUAUAGAAAUAAAAAGUGCUGUCAUGAAGCAGCCAAAUAAUGAAAUAAAAAGACCUGAAAGAAACGCAUUUUUAAUAUCAGAAGACGAUUUAUUAGAAGAAUGAUUCGCAGAAGAUGAUGUUGGAAUUUUUGAAGACAUGGAAGAAGAAAUACAAGACAUCGAGGAAGAAAAUGACUCCAGCUCAGAAGAGGAAGAAAUGAUGAAUACUCAAGGAUUUUUAAGCACAAUUAAAACAGAUUUUAAGGCUGAAAAAGAUUCUAUUGAUGCAGCAACCAAGCUAAUGCUUGUAGGAGAAGCUUUGAAAGAAGGAGGAGGGAAGUUUGCAGCAACUGCGAAUAGAUAUGGAGUAAAUCGGAAGCAACUGAGGAGAUGGGUGCUAACAUUUCAGACUAAUGGAAAUGUUUUUCCGACGUUGCUAAAAGGAAAAGCGGCUUCAGAAACUUUGCAAGCGGUUGCAAAAGAUUUCACUGAUUCUGAAGGAGAAAUCUCAGUUUUAUAA
Molecule: messenger RNA, 948 nt
Organism: Blepharisma stoltei
Lineage: Eukaryota; Ciliophora; Heterotrichea; Heterotrichida; Blepharismidae
Source: the annotation of a GenBank genome assembly